GAGAAAGAAACGCAACAUUGUCUGUCUUCGUCUCCAACUCUACUACGACUACGUAAUCAUUGGGAAAAUAUCAGCGAAUUUUGCAACAAUUUCAACACCAACUGCAACAACAACAACAACAACAACUGCUAAAGUAAUUGAGCAAAAGACUCUUGCCGCACACACAAACCAUCAUGGUAUCUCGAAGAAAAAUUCUAUCACGUUCACGGGAUGAUCUAAAUCUUGACCAGACCUUUACGCAACAGGAGGAAGAGGAGGAUGUCUGGUAUCAAAAGGAUAAACUAUACAAGGAACACAUCCAAGAGGUGUUGGACAAAUGGACGCAAAUCGACGAUGAAAUCUGGGCCAAAGUUAUAGUCUUUGAGCGUAAUCGCCGUGUGGCCAAGGCAUAUGCUCGCGCCCCAGUGCUGACUAUUAAUGGCUCUGAUGAUGGCUUCGAUGGCAUGCGCAUUGGACUUUGUGGCUUUGACAAUCCCAUGAGAGAUCAGAAAACGGAUGAAAUGAAGCGCAUCAUUGGUCAGGGUGUCAAAAUCAAAAUGGACGAUGCUGGAAAUAUACUUGUACGUCGCUAUGCCAAAAGCAAUGUCUAUGUGAAGAGCACAGCAAGUCAACCCAAUGAGGAGACAUCGAUUGGUGCCGAAAUCUUAAAGCUGCCAAACCAGGCGCUCGAAAGCGAAAAAAUAGUCAAGCUAUUCGACAUGAAAAAGUUUCAAUCGAAUGUGAAUCGUGAACUGCGUCGUGCCUAUCCAGAUCGUCGCCGCUUGGAGACGCAAUGCCUAUCGGCAGUGGCCUUUGUCAAGUCAGAGAAUGACAUUUUGGAGUGCCCCAUUUGGGUGCUUAUUGUUAAUGUGGUAGCCAUGGAUAUGCUAAAGAGCAAACUGCCACCAGUUCAACGUCCAAUUGUAGAUAUUAAGAAUCGUCCGCGUAUACCCAUACCUGAUGAGGAUCCCUAUAGUGUGGCUGGCAAUGGCAGUGGCGGUAGUUCGGGUAGUUCUGGCUUUGGCAGCAGCCACCAACAACAACAGCAGCAGCAACAACUACAUCUUCUUCAGCAACAGCAGCAGCAACAACAACAGCAUCUGGGUAAACAUUUGAAUAAUGGAAAUGGUCAUGUUGCUGCCACACGAGAACAAUUGCUAAUCCAAACGCAACAAUUGGCUCACAAACGCAGCGAGAAGCCACCCAAAUUGCCGCCCAGGGAUAAUGUCUAUAAUGCCCACGAUAUGAUUCCAAAGCCGGACUACGAUGACAUUGAUUUGGAAACACGCAUCAAAUUGUCACGAGGCAAAUCCGACAAGGGCAAAGAUAAUAAGAAAUAUGACGAUCCCUACUAUUGUGGUCUACGGGCUCGUGUGCCAAACUUUGUCAAAUCAUCCAAAUCAAAGGAUCAAAGGGAUGGCAACGGCAAUAACAUCAGUAUGACCAAUAAUAAUGGCAAUGUUGGCAUCACAACGCUUAGUCAGAAGAAGACAUCGAUCAUACAUGGCAUGCAUCCACAUCAUAUACAACAGCAACAACAAUUGAUGGCAGCGGCAGCGCAUGCUGCUCACCACCAACAACAGCAACAACAGCAUCAUCAUCAUCAGAUUUGGCAGACUCGCAGCUAUGAGAGUGGCAUAGAUUCCGAGCUUGUUGAAUCACCAUACAAUCACAUCUAUGGACGCCAUUUACCGCUGCCAACACGCGGCUAUGUGCCCACUCCACGCAUGUUUAUUGGGGAAUGGGACUGAGUGACAGGAUCACUCACAUCCAGGCACAAUCUUAUCUAUUUGUAUGAUUAAAUAUAGAGAAACUAUUUUAAUUAAUCAGCUGACGAGUGCGGCACUCGGACAAAACAAUCAAUUCAAAUCAACGAAUCAAUAACAAUAUACAUAUAUAUCUUGAUUCUAGCCUUAUUGUUUUUGUUUUCUCUGAGUG
Drosophila willistoni is the source of this 1917-nucleotide messenger RNA. Its product is annotated as transcription activator MSS11. Gene Ontology annotation, biological process: regulation of DNA-templated transcription. The transcript is spliced from 10 exons. The record is from RefSeq and is a predicted model, not a curated record. Gene Ontology annotation, molecular function: protein binding. The coding region runs from base 174 to 1730 and encodes 518 amino acids. Lineage: Eukaryota; Metazoa; Arthropoda; Insecta; Diptera; Drosophilidae.